Messenger RNA from Stegostoma tigrinum, 1070 nucleotides. RefSeq names its product di-N-acetylchitobiase-like. The transcript is spliced from 7 exons. Gene Ontology annotation, cellular component: extracellular region. Gene Ontology annotation, biological process: carbohydrate metabolic process; chitin catabolic process. Gene Ontology annotation, molecular function: chitin binding; chitinase activity. NCBI's taxonomy places the organism in Eukaryota, Metazoa, Chordata, Chondrichthyes, Orectolobiformes, Stegostomatidae. Bases 129 to 1070 code for a protein of 313 amino acids. The record is from RefSeq and is a predicted model, not a curated record.
GUCAAGCUUCUUGAGCAUUGUUGGUGCUGCACUCAAAUGGGAGUGUUCCGUCACACCCCUGACUUCUGCCGUGUAGAUGACGAAAACUUCUGGAGGGUCAGGAGAUUGUUGUCUUUGAUAGUGGAGGAAUGGAUUGGAAACAGUAUGACUGGUCGAAGAUCACGACUAUUGUUGCCUUUGGAAAGUAUGACCGUGAGCUAUUGUGUCAUGCUCAUGCAAAUAAUGUUCGCGUUGUCCUGAAAGCAACUAUAUCGCAGCAGAACUUGAUAAAUCAAAAGAAGCGAGCAACUUGGAUCAAAAAAAAAGUGCUGCUAGCAAGAAAACAUUUUAUGGACGGCAUCAAUUUGGAAAUGUGGGAAGUCCUUAAGCCUGGAUCUGAAAGUUAUCAUGCACUAUCCCACUUGGUUCAGGAAACUGCACACAUCUUUCAUCGUGAAAUACCAGGAUCUCAGGUCACAUUUAACGUACCCUGGUCUCCGCAUUGUGAAAUUGGUCGAUGUUAUGAUUAUGUAGCAAUUGCAAAUUCCUGUGACUUCUUAUAUGUGAUGUCAUUUGACAUAGAACGUAGAACACUGGGUGAUUGUCUUGCAAAGCCAAAUGCUCCCUAUAACCAGACAUUAGCAGGUCUUUCAGCUUAUAUCAAUCUAGGUAUUGAUUCCAAGAAACUCAUAAUGGGAGUUCCCUGGUAUGGUUAUGAUUAUACUUGCCAGCGUUUCCUUGAGGCUGGUAGAUGUGAUUUGACAGUGUUUCAUUUGAGUAAAUCCAGUUGUAGCUUUCGAUCUAGUCGUUGGAUUCCAUACAAGGAGAUCAUGAGGCGCCUGCCGAAAUCACUUAGUGGCAGAUACUGGGAUGAUGACCAUAAAGCCCCCUACUAUAUCUACAUGGUUAAUAAUACACACCAUGAGGUUUGGUAUGAUGAUCCAGAUAGCAUUUCUUUGAAGUCAUCUAUUGUGAAGAAAUUAAAACUGCGUGGCAUCGGUGCUUGGAUUGGAAAUUUCCUAAACUAUAGUGAAAACCCCACAGUAGUAGCACAGACGGAAGAGAUGUGGCAUGCCUUGAACCUCGAAUGA